AGCUAUUAAACUUCACUGCUCUGUCCCAUCCCAUCUCAUCCUGUGCUGCACUAAUUUAGUGUAAUUUAGCUAAGAGAAAUUGUGGAUAUCUUCCCUCUCUUCUUCCUCUUUUUGCCUUUCUAAUUUACGUACAAGGAAGAAAAGUGGGAUGGCUGCACUAGUGUUCAAUGUGUUGGCUGCUGUGUUUCUUGUGCAGGUGGUUGUUCUGAGUGGGGCUGUGGUUUCGGCUCGAACCCACCACGUCGUCGGCGGCGAGGGUGGUUGGGGACCCGAUUUUAAUGUCAGUUCUUGGUUAGCUGGGAGGGUGUUCAGGGUUGGUGACAAAAUAUGGUUCAAGCACUCAGCAGGAGCAGAGGAAAGCAUCGUAGAGGUUGAGUCGCCGGAGGAAUUCCAAUCAUGUAAUCUUAAGAACCCUAUCAGAAUGUAUACGGACCCUGUAAGUCAUGUUGCCCUGGAGAAGGAAGGUGUCCGCUACUUCACCAGUGCUAACCCGGACAGUUGCCUAAACGGCCUUAAGCUCCCUGUUGCCGUUGUUUCCCCUUCUGAAUUCGACCCGCCGUUUCCGGUUCAGCCGUCUCCUGGCCUUGGGCCAUUUGACCCUGAAUUUGGCCCCUCACCGCCUAUUGAACCACCUCCUUCAUUUGGCCCCCCUGUGCCUACUAAACCACCACCUGCAUCCGGACCCCCUGUGCCUACUGAGCCCCCUCCGGCAUUUAGGCCCCCGCCACCCUCUGCCGCCACCCAUUUGAAUGGGCUAAACUCGGUGUUGUUCGCUGGGUUGAUUUGCUACAUGGGCAUCUAAGUAUAGCAGGUCACCAAUAUUUUAGUAUCACUUCUGUUAGUCCCCUUUGUUCCCAGUUAUGUUGCAGUUUGUUCUUAUUUUCCAGAACAAACUCCAAUUGUUGUAGCGUCACCUUAUUUAACUUUGUUAUGUUUGGCUUCAAGAUUUUUCAAAUACCUAAUAACGAAUCUUAUUUGGAUAAUUCGAUAUUA
Sesamum indicum (sesame) is the source of this 993-nucleotide messenger RNA. Its product is annotated as early nodulin-like protein 15. The record is from RefSeq and is a predicted model, not a curated record. Gene Ontology annotation, molecular function: electron transfer activity. NCBI's taxonomy places the organism in Eukaryota, Viridiplantae, Streptophyta, Magnoliopsida, Lamiales, Pedaliaceae. Gene Ontology annotation, cellular component: plasma membrane.